Molecule: messenger RNA, 1563 nt
Organism: Schistosoma guineensis
Lineage: Eukaryota; Metazoa; Platyhelminthes; Trematoda; Strigeidida; Schistosomatidae
Source: the annotation of a GenBank genome assembly
UUUCAAGGUCGAAGCCGGGGAUAUAUUUCUGCGCUAGUCGUUUGAUUACUUAUGUGGUUCAUUAAGAAGCUUCAUCCUUAGAGUUUCUCUUUACUUGUCUUUAAAUUGUUUGUCAUUCUACUAUAUUUUCAUUUGUUAAUGCAAGUAGUUUUCAAGUAUCAGUUUUGUCAUUGGUCUAAGUGUUGUAUAUCCUUGCUUCCAGAUUCCUUCGGAGACGUACUUUUGUUGAUAUUCUUAAAAGCAACCCCCUAUCAUUUUGUACACAAACCUUCAUAAGAAGAAGCUUUCAUUAUCCUGAUGUUUUAUUCAGGUCGUCAUUUGGUGUCUUUUGACGGAAAAGACCGAAUCUUAAACAUAGAUAUCGAGCUAGGUUGUUCUUCAGACCUAAAAAAGGAUCUAGAAAUAAGAUUGACAGAUGACGAUGACUUUUGUUUUCUUUAUUUCACUAGAAUUACCGUUGAUGAGUUUACUGAAAUUAAACAGCAGCAAGGGUUGCUCAUUAAUUUCAACGAAUUUGAACAAAAAGUAGCAGAUCUCUUGUGCAUUUGUUCACAAGAGGAGGCUAUCGAAACUCCGAAAUAUGGACUUCGGUUUUCCAGAAACACUGAGGAAAGAGAUCGCGGUUUAUUGCAAAUAAUUGAGGCCACCAAUUUCAAAUAUCUUCACCAUUUGAGUCUCAAUUUGUAUGCAGCUAAUGACGAAAAGCUUAAACUAUUUCUAGCAAGCCGUUUAAAAAAACAUAAAGCUGAAAGCGAUGCCAUUAUCAGGCAACUUAGCCAUUCUGUAUCCGAGUUGACGUCGUCUCUAAAAUCUGCAGAGGAGGGUACGAAGUUAAUAAAAGACGAGUUCCAAGCGUUCAAAGUAGCAUGUUCAGCUAAAGAACUUAGUCUUCGCUCCGAGAAUGAGUUUGCUAUCAGGGAAUUGCAAUCGAAACAUGAUGAGGUAAAAACGAAGUUAGAAGAAUCUCUUUCCAAAGAAAAAGAUUUAGCCAAUCAAAUACAAGAGGAGCUUCAAAAGGACUUUAAAAGUCGUUUGGAUUUAGCAUUGAACAAUAACAAAAAUCUACGGGAUCAACAGUCUGUCCUUCAAACACGUGUAGAAACACUCCAGGAGAAACUAAAGUUUGCAGAAACUGAAAAUAUUUCUUUAACUGAAGAUAUCAAAAUUGUACGUUCUCAAUUGGAUACAACCAACCGGGCAUAUGGUCUACAAACGGAAAUGGCUAAUCAGUUACAAAGUAAAAUAUCUAUAUUAGAAGAAAAUAUGAUUACCAAAGGUAAACAAAUACUGGACUUAGAGAAUUCGUUAACUAAAGAACACGAACAAAAGUUGCAUUUACUUGAACAAUCAGAACAACAUUGUCGUAACAUACAACAUUUGGAGAAACAUUUAGCUUCGAAUACAGAGGAAAUAAAUAAAUCCAAUGAAAUCAUUAAACGCUUACAAAGUGAAGUCAAGAGUUUCCAAACAAAGGUAAUGAAAGUUUUAAGGAUUGUUUACAGUAAUAAUAUACUAUUAUCAUCAUGUCUCUUCAUAAGUUCAAAAUAUCAAGAAAAUUAUUAA